Staurois parvus is the source of this 316-nucleotide messenger RNA. NCBI's taxonomy places the organism in Eukaryota, Metazoa, Chordata, Amphibia, Anura, Ranidae. The record is from the annotation of a GenBank genome assembly.
UUAACGACUUCCUGUCCGACCCAUGUACAUAAACAGCCAGAUGGGAGCAGUGCAGGAGUGGGUUGCCAUUCAUAAACGGCGCCCGCACUUCCAAACUGUGCGCGCUCCCUGGGAGCACGCGGAACCACGAUCCGGUGCCCGGUGUGAGGUUCCGAUUCAUGUGAUCACUGAUUGGCCAAUCAGUGAUCACAUGAAUAGUAAUGAGCAAUAUGUCACUUCUGACAUCAUUGCUUACUACUUGUGAAAUAUGUGAAUGAUCACAGAGGUCACAUGCCGUAUACCAUGUGACAAGCUGUGACCAAUCACAGCUCUCACA